This is a messenger RNA of Daldinia childiae, 1962 nucleotides long. RefSeq names its product Polyol transporter 5. Gene Ontology annotation, biological process: transmembrane transport. The coding region runs from base 1 to 1962 and encodes 653 amino acids. Lineage: Eukaryota; Fungi; Ascomycota; Sordariomycetes; Xylariales; Hypoxylaceae. The transcript is spliced from 7 exons. Gene Ontology annotation, cellular component: membrane. Gene Ontology annotation, molecular function: myo-inositol:proton symporter activity. The record is from RefSeq and is a predicted model, not a curated record.
AUGGCUUCUAAUUCGGGAGAUCCGCCCAAAGACGGCCCAUUAAAAGAAAAGACUGAGAAGAUCCAACCUCGAAAAGGGUCAGGCUAUUCAGACGCGUCUCCAUCCGAACUCGAACAUCGGGAAACUACAGACAAUAUACUAGAUGAAGGAGAGAGACGACGUCUAGAGGCCACGGCCAAAUUAGAGAAUCCUCUUGCUGGUCUCUCUCCAACACAGCUAGCCCAGCGAGGUGAGGAGUUCUGUGUGAAGCACGGCCUCACUGAUGCAGACGACAUUCGCGCUUUCCGACUCGGCGCUAUGAUCGCCGGUAACUUGAACAAGUACGACACCGUCGACGAGCUUACCGAUCGUGAAAGAGAGGUGCUCGACAGGGAGAUUACACACAAAUGGUCAAACCCCACCAUGCUCUAUGCCGUUAUCGUCAUCUGCUCGCUCUGUGCCGCCGUUCAAGGUAUGGAUGAGACUGUAGUCAAUGGUGCGCAGUCCUUCUAUAAGGCGGAAUUCGGGAUAGGAGACUCCAGCUCUCAAAGAGAUUCGUGGUUACUGGGCCUCGUCAACGCUGCACCAUACAUAUGCUGCGCUUUCGUCGGUUGCUGGCUCACGGAGCCAAUGAAUAAGGCUUUUGGACGCCGUGGCACCGUCUUCAUUUCUUGUGCCAUAUCAGCUUUAGCUUGUUUCUGGCAAGCCUUUACAAACACUUGGUGGCAUAUGUUCAUCGCCCGUUUCGCCCUCGGGUUCGGUAUUGGCCCAAAGUCGGCUACGACCCCCAUAUUUGCUGCCGAGUGUUCCCCGCCGAAGCUUCGCGGUGCUUUGGUUAUGCAGUGGCAGAUGUGGACUGCUUUCGGUAUCAUGCUAGGAUACGUAAUGGAUUUGGCCUUCUUUGAUGUCCCUGAUUUGUCAGGAAUUAUAGGUCUAAAUUGGCGCCUUAUGAUGGGAUCUGCCCUGAUACCUGCUGUUAUCGUCUGUGCCAUCGUAUACUUCACCCCUGAGUCGCCUCGGUGGUACCUUACCAAAAAUCGACAUGUCGAUGCUUAUAAGUCUAUCUGUAAGUUGCGGUAUGAAAAGGUCCAGGCCGCGCGCGACCUCUUCUAUAUGGACACUCUCCUUCAGAUCGAAAAAGAGACUAUGAACAUAGGCCAGAGCAAAAUCAAGGAAAUCCUUACCAUCCGUCGAAACCGAAAUGCCAUGAUAGCAUCAGAGAUCGUGAUGUUUAUGCAACAGUUCUGUGGUGUUAAUGCCAUUGCAUAUUAUUCGACGGAAAUUUUCGUUGAGAGUGGCUUCUCUAUUCAAUCUGCUCUCGUGGCCUCGCUUGGUUUUGGCAUCGUCAAUUUCUUGUUCGCUCUUCCUGCGUUUUACACUAUCGAUACGUUUGGCCGGCGCAAUCUACUCCUUACUACUUUCCCUCUGAUGUCCCUUUUCCUAUUUUUCACGGGCUUUAGUUUUUGGAUCCCGGAGGAUAGUACCGCGCACAUCGGUUGCAUCGCGUUAGGUAUAUACCUAUACGGCGUGGUUUACUCUCCAGGCGAAGGGCCCGUCCCAUUCACAUAUAGUGCAGAAGCGUACCCGUUAUACAUCCGUCCAAUUGGAAUGUCACUUGCAACGGCGACGACGUGGCUCUUCAACUCGGUGAUCUCUCUCACAUGGCCAGCGUUGACUCAAGCCUGGACUCCUCAAGGUGCAUUCUCAUGGUAUGCAGCGUGGAACAUUGUUGGCUUCUUCCUUGUACUCUUCUUCCUUCCCGAGACUAAAGAGAAGACGCUCGAAGAGCUUGACGCCGUCUUCAAUGUUCCACUCCGUAGCAUCAUGCGUUACGGCGCAGACCAGUUCUUGUACUUCUGGGGCCACUAUAUCUUCCGCCGCAACAUGGCGCCACCUAAGGUCCCAUCCGCGACCCCGACGAUCGAGUAUACGAGGGAACAAUUCUCCGAGGAGAAGACACACGAUGCAACUGCUCGCGUCUAA